Molecule: messenger RNA, 11503 nt
Organism: Closterium sp. NIES-67
Lineage: Eukaryota; Viridiplantae; Streptophyta; Zygnematophyceae; Desmidiales; Closteriaceae
Source: the annotation of a GenBank genome assembly
ACACGGGCAAUGAUAUACGUCUCUAGUUGUCCUAGACCUUGACCUGAAAGUUUGGUUUGUCAGCGAUUUUUAGGUUUUUGCCUACCGAUGAAUGGCAAAUUGAGUUGCUAAGCGCCUGCUGCGGCGUCGGAACAGGUAGGCGUGAAGAGAGGCAAGCAGGUGUUCGACGGAAAAUGGCAAAUUUGAAGGAUUCUCGACAGGGUUCGGAUAGCCUGUCCCCAGAGUACUCGUUAAACGACAGUCCGCAUUCCACGAGUAUCCCCGUUAGAAGCGGCAGCGUUAUGGUCAGCAAACCCUCUAUCGACCCACAGAACACAGUUCCCCGCGCAGCCAGCCUAACGUCUCCAACUAAACCACGAAGCCGCCGAUUCAUGCUUUCGUUAAGAGGCUCUCGUGACGGCACUCCGAGCGUUCCUGAAUCGGGAGAUGCGAAUAACGAGUCUGGAGCAGCUGCAGCCGCCGCCGCCGCCGCUGCUGCCGCAGCAGCAGCGAAUAAAGGGCGGCCGAGGGAUCGUCGGUGGCUGUUUAGCAAGUCUGCUAGUUACCGCUCUGCCAAUAACGAGCUCAGCAGCAACCGCAGCAGCAGCAGCAGCAGUCAGCACGUGCACUCCUUUUUCCCCGCCGCUUUUUUCAGCGAUGGCGCCAUCAGCAGCGGCAGCAGCAGCAUCCCCAGCAGCUACGCCGGGUCGACAGCUGGCACCCCAAUCAGCGCCGUGAAUAGCGCCGACGCGAGUAUCAGCGCAACGGCCAGCGGAAGCUCCGCGAGCGGGGUGUCUGCGCGGGAGAAAGCUGCGCGGAAGAGUAAGAGCAAGGCGCGCGCCAUGCGCCGCGCGACCCUGGGCGCGGGGAGCUUCCGCGCGUGCUUCUUUCCGCACAGUGGAAUGGUGGCAGGAGAUUGGGAACCCGAGGAGAUGGCGGAACGCGCGGAGCGGAUUCACCGCCUGCAGAACCGGCGGGAGGAGCGGAAGAAGCGGACGGGGGAAGGGGGAGCGGCUGAGGGGGAGACAGACGCGGAAGAGGAAACCAGGAGCGGAAAAGCUGGCAGGGGCGGGGGGAAAUCGCCGCGGAAAGGGGGAGAAAGACACGGGGAGGGGGAAGGCACGGAGCGGGAAGAUAGACACAGGGAUGAGCCUGGGAAAGGUGCCGGUAGUGGUGGUGGCGGUGGCGAUGCUGAUAGCGAGGAAGCUGCUAUCGAGGAUGAUGAAUGCAGCGAUGAAGGAGUGGCGUUAGACGAUUACAUCCGCGAGCCGGGCUCGUUAAUGGAAGCCAUAGCUAUCAGGCGGUCCAUGCAACGACCAGGGAGCGGGAAGGACGCGGGGAGGGUUGACGGCGACGAGAGGGAGGGGGGAGGCGAGGGGGAGGGUGGGAGAGAAGAGCGGAUGGAAGUGAAUUGUGGGGAGGCAGAAGGAGAGAGGGAUGGGCGGGAGGCAAGGGGCAAUAAGAAUCAGCGUUCUGGAUUCGUAGAUAAUGAGGGAAGGGGUAAGGGCGGGAAGGAGGGGGAGCAGGAAGAGGCAUGGGGGAGGGAGCCAGAGAGGGCGACUGGGGAGGGAAGGCAUAGGGAGGGGAUGGGGGCGGAGAGGAGGAGGAGCAGGAGCGGCAGUGGGAGUCUGAGAAGCAGCCUGUGCAGUAUAGAGGAGGAUGCUGGGGGCACAACUGUCUCCACUGGUGGGAGAGAUGUCUUUUCAUGCCACCCUGCUGCUAGUAACGCGUCUGACAGUAACGAGUUUCCAGUGGGGAAUGAUACGCCAGGGGUGGAUCAGGGAGGGACCAGGGGAGGGCAGGGAGGGAAGGGAGGGCAGGCAGGAACUGAAGGGCAGGUAGGUUCUGAGGCAGGGCGUAUUGCAGUGCGCAUGCCAGACAUGAGGUCAGCAGGGCAUGUGCGGGGGAGGGGAGGGAGCGAAGGAGCCGAGCUUGUGGGGCUCUCGCCUGGCAGAUCACCUGGCAUGUCCCCUGCGUUUUCACCUGGCCACUCCGCUUCUCCAACCCCUGCAUUUUCACCUGGGCACCCCACUUUUCCAGCUCCUGCAUCUUCACCUGGGCACUCACCCUCCGUGACCCCGGCACGAUCACCUCACCGGCCGCCCCGCCCCACGCGGUCAUCAUCCCUGUCAGAAGGGAGACUGGAGGCGAAGCCUGAUGGCCGCUCAAGCAGCCCUGCAGCGGCCCUCUCACCCCCCCAUGGGGGCCUCCAGGAAAAAAGGGCCGGGGAGGCGACUCAAUCGCAGCCGGUCUCACCAUCAGCGUCACCCGUGUCAGUGCCAGCAUCCCCUGUGUCGUCCUUGUCUCCAUCCCGCCUCUUGGCGUCUAUGCCCACCCAUCCUUCCAAGGCCAUCCCUAUUUCCAAAUCUGGGAUCGAUCUGCCCCCGCCUGCUCUCCCUGUGUCUCACGGCUCCUCCCCAGCCUCUCGUUUCCAGCAAAGCCCCUCCUUCAUGCAGCAGCACUUGCAACACCUACAGCAGCAGCAGCAGCAGCAGCAGCAGCAGCAGCAGCAGCAGCAGCAGCAGCAGCAGCAGCAGCAGCAGCAGGAGCACCAACGGCACCAUCAUCAUUCCAAGUCGUUGUUUGACGGGGCAAGCGCCACUUUCGAUGCGAUGGUGACUAUAAGGGGAGUUCCGAGGGCCCCUGGGGGUAAGGGAGGGUGGAAGGACGCUGCUGCUGCAGGAGCAGACGAUUUCGGACUCGGACCUUCAGGAGUUUCGGCAGGGGCAGGCUCGGCAGUAGGAGGUUCGGGGCUCGGAGGCUCGGCCGCGCUCUCCCGGUCCUUCCGAGGAGGUUCGGCCGGUGCUGCAAUGGCAGCAGCUGCAGCAGUGGCGGCAGCUGCUGUUGCUGGUGGGGGUGGGGCAACGGGUGCUAACAGCCCUUUGCUGCAGGCGAAGAGAAGGCAGCUGGGGGCGAGGUCCAUGAGGGGGAAGAGCCUGGCAGCGCUGGACUUUGAGAGAAUGAUGAUGAGUGCAGGAGGCGAGAGGAGGGGGGGAGGUGAUGGUGGCGGUGGCGUUGGUGGUGGCGCUGGUGGUGGCGCUGGUGGUACUGUGGGUGGUGGUUCUGGGGGUGUGGGGCGGGGAGGGAAUGAGGGAGGGGAGGACUCGGAGUGGGAAGGGCGGCUGGAGCUAGAAGAGUGGGAGAAAGCGAGCGGGAUCAGCGUGACAGAGGCUGGAGUGAGGGAGAGUAAGGCAGGAGGUCAGCGGGGUGGGGAUGAAGAGGCUCGAAGUGCAGAGGAUGCUUCUGCUGCCUCGUCUGCUGCUACUGCGUGUGAGGGGAGUACCAGCAGAGGGAGAGAGGCAGGAGCGGAGAUGGCAGAGGUGAUGGAGGAGAGAGGGGCGGGGGAGGGGCAGGGGAUAAGGGAGGGAGAUGGAGGAGAGGCGAAGGGGGACAAGGGUGGGAGAGAGGAGAGGGGAAGUGAGGUUGGAGCUCUUGAGAUGCUUGGAGAGGGGAGGGACGGAGACAGGGGUGCGGUGGUGCUUAUGCCAAGUGGUAGCGUGGGCAGCGGCAGCACAAGAAGUGGAAGUAUGAGAGGUGACAGUAUGAGAGAUGAAAGCACGAGAGGUGAAAGUAUGAGAGAUGAAAGCACGAGACGUGAAAGCAUGAGGAGUGGCAGUGCCAAGGAGUUGAGGAAGAGCAAGAGCGUUAAGGGCGAGAAAAGUGUGGGGAAGGUUAAGAAGGCAAAGAAGAGUGCAAGCGACGAUGCUGCUAUUAGCCCCAGCAGUAACGCAUCGGGCUCUGUUGGCAGGACAGACAGUAACGCGUCAUGCUCUAUAGGGAGGACAGACAGUAAUGCUUCUCGCUCUAUAGCAAGGACAGAGAGCAACGCAAGUGCGAGUCUCGAUACUCCGCGUAGCCAGAGCAGUAUCGGUGCGAUCGACAGCCCUGGCAGUGGUACUAGGGAUCACAGCGGUGGUAAAAGAAUGGGUAGAAGUGCCAGUCAGAGCAGUGGGAGAAUGAAUAGACGCAAGCCGGAUGGUGAGAGCAGCACAAGCAAGGAUCAGAGCAGCAGUGAUAGAAUGGGUAUAAGUGUCAGCCAAAGCAGUGGUGAUGGGAGAAGGCUGGGGAAGAGUAGCAGCAGGCGGAAUGGUAUUGUUGGAGGGAAAGAGGAGGGGGGAGGAGGUGAGGUGACAUCUAGGAGAAUUAAAGAGGGAAGGAAGGAAGGGGACGAGGUGGGUGGGAGGAAGGAGGGGGCGAAGCGGGAUGGGAGAAGGGAAGGUAAGACGAAGGAUGGGAGGAGGGAAGGGAAGGGGAAGGAUAUGAGGAGGGAUGAGAAGAGAAGGGAAGAGGAGAGACGAGGAGGGAGGAGGGAAGAGGAUGGGAUCGAAGGGGGGGGGAUUGAAGAGGAGAGGGAUGAGGGGGAGAGGGGUGAAGAGGCAGGAGCAGCAGAGGAAGGGAUGGAGUGGAGCAAGCAGGGGGGUGUGAAAGGGAGAGAGAAGAGGCGCAGCAAAGGUAGUGAGGUGCAGUCAGGAAGAGGGGAAGAAAGAGAGGGGGGGGGCGAGAAGGGGACUGUAACAGAGGUGGAGAGAAGGGAGUAUUCUCCUGCUGUGGGUGUACCUGCUUUACCACGAGACUUCACAAUGGCAGAUCUGGGGCCGGCAGCACCUGAGAGGGCGCUUCCAGACGUGGGGGACUCUCUUGCUGCUGGUGCUGCGCCUGCAUUACCGCGAGACUUCACAAUGGCAGAUCUGGGGCAGGCAACACCUGCGAGGUCGUUUGCAGGCGUGGGAGAUUCUCCUGCCGCUGCUGCGCCUGGUUUGCAACGAGACUUCAGCAUGGCAGAUCUGGGGCAGGCGGGUCUGGGGAUGGGGCCUACAGAGUCGGCAGGGCCAAUGGGGCCAGCAGAAUCUACAGAUUCAAUGGGGUUAGCAGAGUUACCAGGGUCAAUGGGGUCAACGGGGUCAAUGCAGGUCAACAGCACACAGGUCAGCAGUGCACAGGUCAGCAGCCCGCACGACAGCAGCAUACCCAGCAGCAUGGACGAGUUUGACUUUGCAAGGCACCUGCUUACAGUGCGCGUCCCUGUGCGGCCCCUCUCAACCCUAUCCAACCCGUCAGCACCCCACUCUGACCGCUCAGGACCCCCCUCCACCCCCUCAGAGCUUUUGUCUGAACCAGCACGAAAUCAGCCUUUGGAAGAUGGGCAGGGAGAGGAGGAGGUGGAAAGGGGAGAGCAGGGAGAGCCAAGGGGGGGUGGGGAGGAACAACGAGGAGUGGUGAUGCCAGGAGGGAAGGAGGUGGAGGAGGAAGGGGCGAGUUCACAGCUGGUGUUCGCAGGCAGGAGGAUACGAGUGAGGGAUAAGGGGGGGGAGGCAGUGGUGGAGAGAGGACGGGGCACGAGGAAUGAGAGAGGAGGGGCAGAGUCGAGGGUGGUGGGAGGGACAGCAGGAGGGGGUGAGGAGGACCUCUAUAGCGAUGAUGGAGAUGAGCGAGAUAGCAAUCACGUGGAUGCUUCCCUCAAGGCUGCUGCUGGUGCUGCUGCUGCUGCUGGUGCUGCUGGUGUACCAGCCACAGCCACAGACGCCGGUGCUAGUGAAGCGUUAUCCCCUGGUGGUGGCAGAGUCCAGCAGAGUGGCUUUCCUGAGGCUCCUUCUCAAGGCGGUGUGGAAUCGUCCAGCGGCAGAAUUGAGCUGUCCAGGGGCAUUCUCGACACCUCGAAAGGCGCUUUUGAUCUGUCGGCGUCGCAGAGCAUCGCUCGCCCUGGCAGCUCCGGCUUCCAGUUCAGGCACCUGCCCCUCUCGGGCCCCCAGCGCUCCGCCCCGCCCACGCCCUUUGGCUUCUCAGGAACCAGCAGCAGUGGGGGUGGUGGGAGUGGUAGUGGUGGUGGCGGUGGUGGUGCCUGGCAGUGCCGAGAGUUUGGGCCCAUAGGGGCGGCUAGGGCGAGGGCGCAGAGGUGCCGGGAGCACUGGACGCUGCUGUUCAUGGAUCUGCUCGAUCUCAUGGUUAAACGGACGGCUGGAGAUGAGUCUGUGGAUGAUGAGAUUGAGCUGAUGGUCAAUCGGACGGCUGGGGACGCAUCUGCGAAUGAUGGUGGUGGUGGAGAUGGUGUGGGGUGGGGGCGGGGGGUGGGGGGAUUCGGGGAGAAAGAUCAGGAUGAGUGGGUUCGUGAGGAUGUUUAUAAGGGGAAUAGGGGAGAUGGAGAGGGUGGGGAGGGUAGAGAGGAGGUGUACAGGGAAGGUGGCUUCAGUCUGGCUCGGAUGCGUUCCGACAGCCUCGGCGGCAGCAGCAGCAGGCUCGGCAGCAGCAGUGGGAGGCUCGGGUCGAUGAUCCGAGCCUCGUCGUCAGCUGCGGCUCACCGGGACUUUGAGUGGAUCUGUGGGAAGUUCCGAACCGCCACGGAGCUCUCUGAUAGGCUGAGAGAGCGCCACAUCAGCGAGGCGUUUACUGUAGCGCUGGCUGUGUGGCUUAGGUUCUGGGAGCAGUGGGGGGACGGGCAGCCAGAGUGGGCACAGGAGGAAGAGGAGGAGGAGGUGUUGGAGGAGGGGGAGGAGGGGGAGGAGGGGGAGGAGGGGGAGGGAGAGGAGAGAGAGGAUUGGGAGGGGGACGGGGAAGAGCACAUGAGAAGGAUUCCCUCAGGGGCUUGGUUGAGUAAAGAAGGAAGGGGGGGAGGAGGGGGGGGAGGAAGGGGUGGAAGUAUGGGGAGGCAGAAUUCGUUGGGUGGGUUGAGUGAGGAGGAUGGUACGGGGAUAGGCUUGGAGUCUUGGGCCUAUAGAGAUAGCUUCGGGCGAAUGAACAGUGUCAGCCGGACCAACAGCAUUCACCGAUCCAACAGCAUCCACCGAACCAGCAGUGUCAGCCGAAGCUUCAGCCGAAGCAGCAGCCGCGGUCUCGUCACCACUCGAGUGGGCAGUCGCGGCAGCAGCAUCCGGGAAGGGGGGAGCACACGCGAGGGGGGGGUGCUGCUCCGCCUUGCCUCUACCAUCUCCUCAACCACUGCCCCCGAGCUGGAGGACCUAGCUGGCCUUGGGUUCAGCCGCAUUCAAGACGACCUGGCUGAGGCUGCUGGGUUGCUGGCAGGGGUGGUGACCGAGGGGGACGAGGAGGCGGGAGAGGGAACGCGAGACGAGGGUGGUCACGGCGAGGAGGGGCGGGAGGGGAGGGGGGAAGCGAGGGAGGGACGGUUGGGUAGGUCCGGCAGCACAAGGGACAGCAGUGGGAGUGGAAGUGCUGGCCUGGCUGGUCCCCCUUCGCGCCCCCAGAGGUGGAUGAGCAUGGAAGCUGGUAGUGCUGCAGGUGUUGUUGGAGGUGUUGGUGGGGGUAUGGGGGAAGGAGAGGGAGAGGAAGGGGAGGAGCGAGGGGUGUAUGGCAAGGCGCUGACGACAGCGGCAGUGGAAGGGGGCAGUGGCCGCCUUGCGUAUGCGGGGGAGGGGAGAGGGGGGCGAGGCACAGGCAGAGGCAGAGGAGGGGAGGAGGGAGGGAGGGGUGCAGAGGGCAGGGCAGUGCUGGCAGCACCGGCAGCGGCAGUGGCGCAGGUGUUUGUGUGGGACCCAGAGGGCAGCAUUCAGGAGCAGCUGGUGACCAUGGCGCUCUGCUGCCACCUGCAUGCCCUGCCUGCUGUUCCUGCUGUCGCCGCUGCCACUGCUGUCACUGGUGUGAAUGUUGGUGGAAGCAGCCGUCGUGGUGGUGGUGGUGGUGGUGGUGGUGGUGGUGGUGGUGUUGGUGGUGGCGGUGGUGGUGGUGGUGGCGGCGGCGGUGGUGGUGGUGGUGGUGUUGAUUUGGGCGAUGUUGAUUUCACUGGCAGCACCACCAAUACCAGCAGCACCACCAAUACCAGCAGCACCACCAAUACCAGCAGCACUAUCGCUGAUUUAGGCUCUCCUUCUCCUCUCCCUUCUGCAGCACUCGCGUCUGAUGCACCAGCAGCAGCAGCAGCAGCAGCAGCAGAGAGGGGCUACACCGAUCAGUUCCUGGGCUCGCGGUGCCACCACGACAACAUCCUCGUUUUUGUCGGCCUCGCUGCCGCGGUGAGCGUGUGGCGCCCCGCUACAGCCGCCCUAAUUCUGCUGCGCCUGCUGGACCGCAUCUCUUUCUUCGAGCUCCAGCUCGAGAGAGAAGAAGCUCUAGCUGCUGCUACUGCUGGUGCUGCUGGUGCUGCUGCUGGGGCCUCCAGCCACCAGAGACUAGGCUCUGCAAGGGCAGGGGCGGCUGGUGCAGGUGUAUCUGGUUCUGGUUCUGGCUCUCUGAGGUGCUCUCCUCGUGCGGCUGUGCCUGUUACUCGUUCCUUCGGACCCAUCGGUCACAACCGCACCCCCAGCAUGCAGCUACUGCAGCAGCAACAACUGAUGCUCCUCCAGCAGCAAUUCACCCCAGAAUCAGACGAACUCCAACCCCAUGCUUCCACCACUCUGCACCCCUCAACAAACCUGCAGCACCCCAGCAACAGCAACACCGGUACCAGCACUAGCAGGUCCUGGGCGCCGUUGCUAGGCGCGCAUCUGCCUGCGUGCCGCGCCUUUGUGGUGUCGUGCCUGUCCGCUAUCCUAACCGCCUGUAGCGAGCGAUCCGCAGCGGCUGUAGCGGCCUCCACGCCGGCAGUGCAGCGACUGAUGCUGUGGCAGGGCGGGGAGGGCGAGGGGCGGUUGGAGGAGGGCGAGGAAGGGGAGGAGGAGGAGGAGGAUGGGGAGGAGGAGAGGGAGGGAGGGGAUGAGGAGGGUGUGGAGAGGCAGGGAGGAAGGAGGGCUAGGAAGGGUGGUGAGAGUAAGCCACACAGGGGUGCGUGGACCAUGCCUAGUCUUUCUGGCGGCGUUGCUGCUUCUGGUGCCGCUGCCACUCCUGUGGCCACCAUCAUAGGAACCCCGCCGAUCCAAACCCCCCACCACCACUCCACACUCCACCCCAACCGUCCUCCCUCCUGUCCGCUCUCCCACUCGCCCCUCUCCCACUCGCCCCUCUCGCACUCGCCCCUCUCCUCCACGCACACCCCUCGCAAGCCGCGGGACUGGGAGCCCAUGUCCCUCGCAGCCAUGGCAGAGGUGGCUCUAGCCGAAGGCCUGGCGGCCGCCAAGCACUCGAGCCUGGAGGAGCGGUGCGAGGAGCAGGAUCGGCUGUACCUGCAGCUCAGCCUCGGCCCGGGCCUGCUGGGAAUGACCCUGGCGGCUACCAUGAGGGAACUCCAGCAUUUACACCCGGAUGACAGCAUGGCAAUUGCGAGUCUAGCCCAGGAACUGGCUCUAGAUGAGGCCGCGUUCCAUGCUGCCCUACGGGCGGUUUCCAGUGGGAGGUUGAAGGCAGCUGGGUUUGAUCGGGUGAUCGGGAUGGUGUUUACUGGGAGAGGGGUGGAGUCGGUUACUAUGAGGUUUGCUAGGCUGGCUGCUGCGGUUAAGACGGCACAGUUCUGGGGGUCGGGGGUUGGGCCGGGGCCGGGGGAUGGGGUUUACCAUUCGCCCCUGUCGUCACCUAGCAUGGGGGGGAAAGUGGUAGGGGAAGGGGGUGGAGGGGGAAAGGGUGCAGGGGCGAGCAGCAGUGUAGGUGGGUCGGCAUGCCAGGAUGGUGAUCCCAAGCCAGUUUUACCUUCACCAGAUACUUCCUCCCCUGCAGCAGCAGCAGCAACCAAGACCACCACCACCUCCCAUCCCCACUCCCCCUCUCCCACUUCCUCCCCUGCUCUCUCUGCUUCUACUGCCCCCUCCCCCUCCCGAUCCCCCUCUCUCUCUGCCUCUGCCCCUGGAUGGGCUGCUGCUGCCUUUGCAGUUGCCUCUAGCUGGGGCUCUGCUCUCGCCUCGCAAGCCAGUGCCGGAGCUGCAGCCUCGGCAGCAGGCUCGGGGAAAGGCUCGGCAGCAGGGGCAGUGAGUGGCUUGUGGACAGCGGGCAGAGCAGGGGCUGCAGCGGGUGGUGCUGGCUCAGGUGCAGAGUCAGGUGGAGGCUCAGGUGGUGCCGCAGGUGGUGGCUCAGGAGCUGCUGGUUCUGCUGGCGCUGAUGGCUCUACGGGUGUUGGUAGUGCGGUCGAUAGUGGUGGUGGUGGUGGUGGUGGUGGUGGUACGAGUGGCGCUGGUGCUAGUCCUGGUGAUGGGGCAGUGAGGGAGGGGAGGAGGCGGGGAGGGAGUGAAGGGCAGGCAGGUACAUGGCUGAGUGAAGGGGCAGCAGUAGAGGGGCAGGAGGGUGGGGAGGUGGCACCUGGUGGAGGUAGAUCCGGCCCUGGGCACACCAGGGGGAGGAGCGAUAUUCCAACACUAUGGCUGGGGGGAGGCAGAGGGAGCAGCGGGAGUGACGCCCUUUCCCCUGGUGCCUCUGCUGCUGCUGGCACAUGGGGGACAGGAGGUGGGGCGGGAGGGGGUAUGAGAGGGGGCAUGGGCGGAGGCAUGGGCGGAAGCAUGGGCGGAGGCAUGGGCGGAGGCAGCAAGCCAUCAAGCGCGGUGUUCAUGACGCCGCGCACGUCGCAGCAGAACUCGUAUGUGGCGGAGUUUGUGGACGCCAUGUUGAGGAGCGAAGUCAUGCGCCGGCAGCACCCGUGGGCGUACGAGCUGCUGCUCAACUUCAUGCGUAUUAAUAGUCGAGGGGCGCCCAUGGAAGAACGAGAGCUGAACCUAUGUGCUCAGGUGCUGCUCACCAAGUGGCUGGGCGAGGGCGAGGCGGAGGAGAUGCAAGAGAGGGCGGUGGCACGGGUGGAGGGGAUGGACGACCCGGGGGUGGAGGUGGGGUGGCCCAUGUGGGUGCGCAUAGGGCGCGUGGUGGAGCGCCAGUACGACCUGCCACGCCUGCUGCAUACCAUGCAGAGCCUCUCCAUCUGGUUCAACUACGAUGAGCUAGAGGAGGAUGGCACGUGCAGCAGCGCCACCGUCUCAUCCGUCUUUGACUGGGGCCUGGCCGGCCUGCUACAGGACCUGCCGCCCGGCGACGAUGCCGCCCAGUCGCUGCUGGACAUCCUCGACCCAGAAGUCGACGAAUGGAUCGACGUCUCGCUCGCAGUUGCCGCCCGCAUGGCGCUGCCGACCGGCAACUGGUGGCCCGUGCAGGGCGGCGGAGGGGUGGCGGGGUUUGUCGCGAAGCUGCUGUCACUCAUAGAAGAGUGCGGGGAGCCCACUCCAGAACAGCAGAGCCGGGCGGUGAAAGUGGCUUUGAGGCUGUGGAGCUGGGCUAUGCCAAAGCGGGAGCAGCUGCAGGAGCAGUGCGAGACGGAGGAGGAGGUGAUGGAGGUGUGGCAACGGUCAGCCUCAGCCAUCUGGCGCUCCGUGGCCUGUGGAGAAAUGGCGCCAGAGCCUUGACGUGCCUCAAGAACAGACACGCUCCCCCCCCACCUGAGGCAUGGAUUGACACCAACCCAAACCAAACCAAACCAGACCUGCCACUCACUGAUUUAACUAACGUAACCUAGGUUUUCGUACCUGCCACGUGCGGCAGCAUUUAUCCCCCAAAAUAGCCAGUCAUUGUGCUUUCAUUGAAGGCCACAGAACAUUCUUACCAUACCAGAGUGAGUUUCGUGCUCAGUUUUACCUGAUUAAUAUUAUUCUACCUGACUUCAGGGCCAUUGGCUGGUUACUUAUAUGCAUUUUGUACAAAAGCCCAUGAAUAAUUUCUUCAUAAGGGA